Messenger RNA from Ilex paraguariensis (yerba mate), 654 nucleotides. Lineage: Eukaryota; Viridiplantae; Streptophyta; Magnoliopsida; Aquifoliales; Aquifoliaceae. The record is from the annotation of a GenBank genome assembly.
AUGAAGGUAGUUUUGUCUCUAAAGCAUUUGCUGAUAGAAAUGUUCAUCCGCAGCUCAGAUCUUGCUCUAAAGUCGAUCAGGACUAAGCAGGAUCAGAAGCUCUCUACUAGGCAGCUAUCCAGGGAGAUCUCAAUGACCAACUCCUCUGGGGAAGUCUACUAUGGCGGGCCAUCUGUUGCUAUCCCAUUCAUGUGGGAAUCUCAACCAGGCACGCCCAAAGUCAAGCUUCGUGAAACUUCGAUUCCUCCUCUCACACCUCCACCUUCCUUCCAUUUCAAUCCAACAAAAAAACCCAUUAAAAAGCCCUUGAAGUCCAACAUUUUGCUCUCUGUUCUCCCUAAGCUCACUCUGAGAACCUCCCUCCCAUCAUCACCUGCAUCAUCUGCAUCUUCGUCAUCGCCAUCAUCAUCAUCAUCAUCAUCCCGAGGGUCAUCUUCGUAUUCAGUGCCGCAGUCUCCAUAUACACCUUCAACUUUAAGAGAUCAAUUCAGAUUGCCAAUCUCAAGAUCAUCAUUUGAUGCAAGGAUGGAUGAGGAAGAUGAGCUUGGAUCACGUGUUUCGACGUUUUGCUUUGGCAUCGGACGCAGUACAAAUCUCAGGUCCCGUGGCUGCUCUUCGAGUAUGAUCAAGGUAUUGUUUGGAGAGUCUGCAUGA